Messenger RNA from Peromyscus maniculatus bairdii (prairie deer mouse), 772 nucleotides. NCBI's taxonomy places the organism in Eukaryota, Metazoa, Chordata, Mammalia, Rodentia, Cricetidae. The record is from RefSeq and is a predicted model, not a curated record.
UCACCACAGGACUCGUGGACAGGCAUCCUGAGCUCGAAGAGGCCGGACUCGGAGUCAUUGCCUUGAGCCUUGCAUCUGAGAACCUCCAGCUGCUUUGUCCAACCACUGUCAUGGAAGCUGUGUGUUUUUUCAGCACCUUUGUAAGCGAUGGCUGCCAUCAGGAAGAAACUGGUGAUUGUUGGUGAUGGAGCUUGUGGUAAGACAUGCUUGCUCAUAGUCUUCAGUAAGGACCAAUUCCCAGAGGUUUAUGUGCCCACAGUGUUUGAAAACUAUGUGGCAGAUAUCAAAGUGGAUGGAAAGCAGGUGGAGUUGGCUUUGUGGGACACAGCUGGACAGGAAGAUUAUGAUCGCCUGAGGCUUCUCUCCUAUCCAGACACUGAUGAUAUACUGAUGUGUUUCUCCAUUGACAGACCUGAUAGUUUAGAAAACAUCCCAGAAAAAUGGACUCCUGAAGUCAAGCAUUUCUGUCCCAACAUGCCCAUCAUCCUGGUUAGGAACAAGAAGGAUCUUUGGAAUGAUGAGCUCACAAGACGGGAGUUAGCCAAAAUGAAGCAGGAGCCGGUAAAACCUGAAGAAGGCAGAGAUAUGGCAAACAGGAUUGGUGCUUUUGGGUACUUGGAGUGUUCAGCAAAGACCAAAGAUGGAGUGAGAGAGGUUUUUGAAAUGGCCACGAGAGCUGCUCUGCAAGCCAGACGUGGGAAGAAAAAAUCUGGGUGCCUCAUUUUGUGAAGCCUUGUGCAAGCACAGCCCUCAUGCCGUUAAUUUUGAAGUG